This is a messenger RNA of Punica granatum (pomegranate), 1654 nucleotides long. NCBI's taxonomy places the organism in Eukaryota, Viridiplantae, Streptophyta, Magnoliopsida, Myrtales, Lythraceae. The record is from RefSeq and is a predicted model, not a curated record.
CUCCGUCCACAGAUCUGACAUUGAUAAGCUAAGCUCAGACCCCUCCCUCCCUCUCUCUCUCUCUCUCCCCCUCUCCCUCUCCCUCUCCCUGCCGGAAGUCCGACAAUGCAGCUCCACCGACAGCUCCCCUUCGUCGCCGGCGCCAUCUUCCUGCUCCUCCUCUUCGCCGCUCCAUCCCAUGCGCACAACAUCACUCGCCUCCUAAAGGACCACCCGGCCUUCUCCACCUUCAACCACUACCUGACCCUGACCCACCUCGCCGACGAGAUCAACUCCCGGACAACAAUCACCGUCUGCGCCAUCGACAACGACGCCAUGUCGGAGCUCCUCGCCAGCCAUCCUUCCAUCUCCACCGUCAAGAACGUCCUCUCCCUCCACGUCCUCCUGGACUACUUCGGCGCCAAGAAGCUCCACCAGAUCACCAACGGCACCGCCCUCGCCGCCACCCUCUUCCAGGCCACCGGCUCCGCCCCGGGCUCCGCCGGCUUCGUCAACAUCACAGAUCUGAAGGGCGGCAGGGUCGGGCUCGGCCCCGAGGACAAUGGCGGCACCCUCAGCACCUACUUCGUCAAGUCCCUCGAGGAGGUCCCCUACAACAUCUCCGUCAUCCAGAUCAGCGGCAUCAUCCCCUCCGACGUGGCGGCGGCCCCCACCCCCGCCCCCAGUGAGAUGAACAUCACCUCCCUCAUGUCGGCGCAUGGCUGCAAGGCCUUCGCUGACACUCUCCUGGCCAACCCCGACGCCAUGAAGACUUAUCAGGACAAUGCCGAGGGAGGGGUGACGGUGUUCUGCCCGCUGGACGAUCCCUUCAAGGCCUUCCUGCCCAAGUACAAGAACCUGACGGCUGCCGGCAAGACUGCGUUCCUGGAGUUCCUCGCGGUCCCGAUGUACCUCUCGAUGUCGAUGCUCAAGUCCAACAACGGCCCCAUGAACACGCUCGCCACCGACGGUGCCAGCAAGUACGACUUCACGGUCCAGAACGAGGGCGAGGAGGUCACCCUCAAGACCAAGGUCAACACGGUCAAGAUCACUGGCACCCUCCUCGAUGAGCAGCCCCUCGCAGUCUACUCCACCGACAAGGUCCUCCUCCCCAAGGAGCUCUUCAAGGCUACCGCGGCAGCUCCUGCCCCUGCCCCUGCCCCAGAGGUGGCAGCCGCCGAUUCGCCCAAGGCCUCCAAGAAGAAGAAAGCCGCGCCAGAAGAUGAGGACACCGCCGACUCGCCAGCAGACUCCCCCAACGCCGAUGUUGCCGAUGCAACAGCCGAUGGGAACGAUGGCGGGCUGAGGCUCGGGAGCGGGAGAGGGCUGGCGCUGGUGGUGUUGGGCUUGUGGCUUGGGUUACUCCUCGUAUGAUGAUGAUUGAUGAGGCUUGCCUGUUUGUUGUUGUUCAUUAGAGGUAAUUCCACUUUUUUUUUUUUGGGGGUGCUAUCUAAAUAAUUUAUUAUUCCAAGUUUUAAAAUGAUUAAUUUUGUUUGUUAUAAUUAGACUGCUUAAUUAGUACUUAUGAGUGGGUUUUUGUUAUUGUGAUGAGAUUUGUUUGUCAAUUUCUGAAUUGUGAGAGUAAGAUUCUAAGGUUUGUUCCGUCCUAGGUACUGUACAACACUCUAAGACAACAAUUGAUGAUAUUCUUAUCAUUAAGCCAUUUUGUUUGAUC